UUGGCAGUAAGUAACGGGAGACUCGGUGUCUGGCAGAGGAGGAGUUUCUACAUAUAGAGGUAGAAACGAGUCGCGAAACGAUUCAGUCUCGUCGAAGCCACGCGACAUUCGGUGCCGAAUCGCGGAAGUAAAACCGUCUCUGUUCUCGUCCAGGUGUGACGGUAGCCGUUUCCAACGUGGUGGCCGCAUCAAGGGAAGGUGGUGCACCACGUGUUUCCAAUCUGCGGCGCCCCAUGCGAGGGAGGAGGCUGCGAGAUAAAUUAACCCCUUUGGCCGAUCUCCAGAUCGCUUAAGAUUCGACAAGCAAACUCGAUCGACAUGGAACCAGCUGGAAUCUCGAUAAUACAGACGGGUGGAAUCGCGGACAAUGCGGGUGGAAAAUCGAAAGACCUUGGCAUUACGUUCAAUCCGAGCUCGAGCAUACAGGCUGCAAAGGAAAAGAUCGUGACACCAUGCUUGAACAGUUUGACAGAUGAAACUGUCAGCGGUUGGGAAAUAUUUACCAUUGCCCUUAGUGAGACAAUUGGCACCGCCAUUUUGGUAUUUAUAGGAUGUGCAGGCUGCAUUGGGAGUUUGGGGAUUAAUCCUUCAGUAUUACAAAUCUCUUUAACAUUUGGACUAGCUGUCUUGAUAGCUAUACAGAGCAUUGGACAUAUCAGUGGUGCACACAUAAAUCCCUCUAUAACAAUAGCAGCACUGAUCUUAGGGAAAAAAUCUUUAUAUAUGUCAAUCUUGUAUAUUAUUGCCCAAUGUAUUGGUGGAGUGUUAGGCUAUGGUCUUCUUAAGGUGAUAACUCCAGUGAAUCUAAUGUACACCACUUCUCCAGACACAGCAUCGUCCUUCUGCAUGACUGACAUCCACAAAAAUCUGAACAUAUUUCAGGGUAUAAUGGCAGAAUUCGUAGCAACCUUGAUUUUGGUUUUAUUCGCGUGUGGUUUAUGGGACGAUAGGAACUCGAAGAACACAGAUUCGGUGCCCAUAAGAUUUGGUUUCUGUAUCACGGUACUUUGCUUAAUUUUUAUCCCCUAUACCGGAUGCAGCUUGAAUCCAGCAAGGACAUUGGGCCCAGCCAUAUGGAAUGGCUAUUGGAGAAAUCAUUGGGUCUAUUGGUUAGGUCCAAUCUGUGGCGCAACUGCAGCGUCGCUGAUAUAUCGAUAUAUAUUUCUACACAAGAGAACUGAGACUGAUUUUGAACAAAGAGAAUAGGAACAAAAAGUAAUAAUGCGAGCAAAAUCGCAUUUCGAUAGUCCAUGUUCGCAAUUCGAGCGAGAAAUCUUAAUCGUAUUGCACAAAGCGGAAGUGAAGGAUUGAAAUAGUCUCGAGGAGGAGUUCUCGGUUGCGUAGACUGAUUUUUUUCUCUUUCCAUCGCUGUUUUUUCUUAUAUUUUCUUUUCUCACGAAAACUUGUUACACGUAAAAUUAAUCGUGGAAUUUAGAUUAUGUGCGAAUCAACAAAUAAUACGAUUUCGACGAAAGAAUACCAAAAAGUAGUAUGAGUGGCAGAGCGAUUAAAAAUUGUAAAAUAUUUUUUGAAAGAAAAUAUUAUGUAUAUAAUAUUUAAGAUAAAUCAUCGAUAAAU
Apis dorsata (giant honeybee) is the source of this 1578-nucleotide messenger RNA. Its product is annotated as aquaporin-like. The transcript is spliced from 6 exons. Gene Ontology annotation, cellular component: plasma membrane. The record is from RefSeq and is a predicted model, not a curated record. Bases 319 to 1206 code for a protein of 295 amino acids. Gene Ontology annotation, molecular function: water channel activity. Lineage: Eukaryota; Metazoa; Arthropoda; Insecta; Hymenoptera; Apidae. Gene Ontology annotation, biological process: transmembrane transport.